Molecule: messenger RNA, 1037 nt
Organism: Anneissia japonica
Lineage: Eukaryota; Metazoa; Echinodermata; Crinoidea; Comatulida; Comatulidae
Product: CDK5 regulatory subunit-associated protein 3-like
Biological process (GO): regulation of cyclin-dependent protein serine/threonine kinase activity; regulation of mitotic cell cycle
Cellular component (GO): endomembrane system
Source: RefSeq, a predicted model, not a curated record
UUGGGAUCUCACUGGAUGAGGGUGGAGGUGGAGAUGCCAUAAAUUUUGACAUAGAGGUGAGUGAAGAAGCUGCAAUUAAUUGGGGAGAAGAUGCUGAUACGAGUGGUAUUACAUUGGGUUCAGACACUACAACCACUGAUGAUGGUGUUGCUAGGGGAGUUGAUGCUCUCACUCUCCUAGACAACCUAGACACAAGGAAUGCAUUUGUUAAUGACAUAUUAGAGCUUGAAUUUUUCUUAAGACAACGACUGAAAGAAAUGAAAGGAGAAGCCGACAUUCUCUCGGUCAAUCAGUUUCAAGGAGCGCCCUCUAUAUGUCAAAUGCAGACAGUUGAUGAUGUAAAUUCCAUGUUGAUCUUGGUACAGGAUGUCUUGAGUCAUCUCCGUGACUCCACCGUACAACACUUCUUGAUGAUUAAAAGCUCACCAAGGUAUGUUGACCGUCUCGCAGACUCACUGAAGGAAAAACUUGUUUACCAAGAAAAAAUGAUUGCAAGUCAAAAAGCAGUUGUGGAGAAACGACAGGCUUCUUUGGAAGAACAGAGAAAACUGGAGCCCAAGCUGGACACUCUGAUUAUGAAAACAAGAGAGCUUAAGCAACAAAUUGAACAAGAAAUUUCUAAAAAGUACAAGAACCGACCAGUUAACUUAAUGGGAGCCGUCAACAAUGUUUUAUCGUAGAAAACAAAAGAUGAAGAUAAUAUAUUUAUUCAAUUUUCCUGCAAACUUCCCCUCGACCCUGAAGUAUAAAAUGGCAUAUUAGUGGGAAAUGUGAAAGUUGGAACCAAUACUCUUUUAUUCCACCUAAGAAUAUAAAUAGUGAUACAGUAGUCUAUAAAACAAUAGACAAUAUUUAAAAGAGAAAUUCAUAUAAAUUACCACACCACUUCAUUAUGUUAACUGAUUAUUGAAAAGCAAAUAGAAUUCUAAAUAAAUGAACAAAAAUGAAAUAAUUUUUUUGGCAAGAAGCAUCAUUUUAUUUGCAUUCUACACAUUAUGACUUUGAACAUUCACUAGAAUAUAAUCAAAUUCAAAAAA